UUUCUGCUGUCAUAAUGGGAAAAUGGGUGCCCGUAGAAGAUCUGGAAAAAAAAUAAGGGCUUCUAAUGGCUGAUAAUGCCGGUGUAGAUGCGGGCAAUCUUAAUGUUGUAAGAGAAAAUGAUGUCGCCAUCAUGGAACAAGGUCCGAAAGUGGUGGAAGAAGAUGUGAAUAUGGAGGAACGCCAACAGGUUGAGAAUUCAAAGACUUUCGAAAACGGUGACAUCCAUGACAAAAUUGUGGCAACCCCAACUAUUGCCCCAAAGAAAUGUGAUGACCUGAAGACCUCGACUUCAUCAAGCAAGAAAAGAACAAAUUCUUUGCCAAAGUCAUUGCUCCCUGGUAAAGCAUCCAAUUCUCCAGUACCUCCUUCUAAACGGCUUCGGGACAAGCUAGGAAUGAUGCUGAUGUUGCUAAGUCGAUCGGGAACUCAUAUGACAAGAAGGAAACAAUGCCGAACCUGCUCCACAUGUCAUUAAAAUUUUCUUCUAGCGCCGGUAAAACUAAUAGAUCAGUAAGAACGUUGAGAGAUAUUGCAACUCCUCCACAAAUGCAAACUAGGGUAUUGAAGAAAGCUUCUGAUCAAGAGAAUUUAGCUACUUCAAGCGAUUUUUUUUUUUUUUUUGCAAAUUCCAAGUUAUACAAUCAUGGUGGAGUAUCCAAACAAGCAACUUCUAGAAUCGAAAAUAAGUCAAAUAACCAUGCUUAUAUUAAUAAGAAGCCCGCAUUAGACUCAAAUGAGCAGAAGAGAAAAACUAUAAAAUCCCUUCACAUGUCGAUGGAUUUCAUAUGGCGUGCUGGUGAAGCCGCUAAAACAUCGCCUAAGGUAUCCAGAGAC
Hibiscus syriacus is the source of this 835-nucleotide messenger RNA. RefSeq lists its product as uncharacterized. The record is from RefSeq and is a predicted model, not a curated record. Bases 66 to 476 code for a protein of 136 amino acids. The transcript is spliced from 2 exons. NCBI's taxonomy places the organism in Eukaryota, Viridiplantae, Streptophyta, Magnoliopsida, Malvales, Malvaceae.